Cetraspora pellucida is the source of this 289-nucleotide messenger RNA. The record is from the annotation of a GenBank genome assembly. Lineage: Eukaryota; Fungi; Glomeromycota; Glomeromycetes; Diversisporales; Gigasporaceae.
AUGGAAAAUUUGAUGACAUCUUCUGCUAAUACUAUUUCAAGUAGCUUAAUACCAGGCGAAAUUGGAAUACACAUAAUUAGUGAAAAUUGGAGGAUCGCCAACAUAACAUUAAGUUUUCAAAAAUCAGGACAAACAGCAGAAGAAAUAGUAUUAGCAAUAAUGAAUACUUUAGAAAAGUAUUAUAUUAAGGACAAAGUGUUCGCACUUAUCAUGAACAACACUACUACAAAUAAAGCCAUUAACCGGUUGCUUCAAAAUAAGUUGCAGAAUACAGAGUUAAUAACAAUAG